Chilo suppressalis (striped riceborer) is the source of this 949-nucleotide messenger RNA. The record is from the annotation of a GenBank genome assembly. NCBI's taxonomy places the organism in Eukaryota, Metazoa, Arthropoda, Insecta, Lepidoptera, Crambidae.
UUAAAAAACUAUAAAACAAAUACAUUAGUUAAAAAUGAUUUAACUGCUACAGGCUAGAUACUAGUGAUUUACUAAAAUGAUUCGACUAUUUGUGAAAAAUGGUGUUGCAUAUGUUUGGAAUGCUGAGGAUUGGUACUUGCUUCGAUCUGAACACCGGAUUUGUGGUUCUCUAAUAGGCUCCAUUGCUAGUUAUCCUCGACAAAAUGAAUUUUUAGGCUUGCCUAUGGCUCUUAUGUCAGAAGAAGCAGCAUUACUUGUUGAAAAGGGCAUAUGUGAACUAUGUGAAAUACCUAACUUAACUAAAGCCCCAUCAAAGGAAGAAAAAGCAUACAUCAAGGAGUGUGAACAAAGAAUAGUAGAUGAACAAAGAGAGGGUUUGAGAAAAAGACGAAUAGAACAGAUGUCACAAAAACUAGAUAUUAUAGCAGCAGGAAAGAAACAAAAACUGCAAUCAAAAGGCAUAACAGAUGUGCAGUUGGAUAAGGAGGCAUUAUUGCAAGAAGAAAUUAAUAAACUACCGAAACUAUCUCCAGCGUACCUCCUUGUACAUUUACCCACUGAACAUUUUAAAACAUCAGAUAGAAAACUUGUAUCAAUAGAUGUUUUAAGGCCUAGUGUUGAAGAUAGAGAUGGAAAUUUUCGCUAUUGUGUGUACAAGGAUUUGUGGGAUAAGGGCCAUCAUGUCACCAAUGGAUUGAAAUUUGGUUCAGAUUUUCUAGUAUAUCCAGGUGAUCCUGUCAGAUUUCAUGCUACAUACAUGGUGCGCUGUAUUUAUGAUAAAGCAACUCCGUUUCGUCCCGCCAAUUUAGUAGCCUUUGGAAGAUUAUCAGUUGCAGUUAAUAAACUAGCAGUGUUAGCAUUUUAUAAUAGCAGUGAAAAAAUCGAUUAUCAAACUUUACAGUGGCAUGAUGGUGUUAAUAUUUGAAAAUAAAUAAUUCAUUGAACAAAG